AUGAUUCGCGCCAUCGUCUACUUAGCACUGGCCAUUUCGGCUAAUGGAAUACCGCAACCAAGGCUCGUUUACCCCCGCCUACUCGAGGAACGUUCACCCGAUGGAAGAAUGGUGAUGCACUUACACGAUCAACUGACGCUGAACCUUAGAAAGGCGUCGGUGGCGGCUCGCAACUUCCGUGUUCUGGAACACGAAGAUGGACACGAAGUAACUCAUUUUUUCGACGGGAGAGACCUGGAACAGAAUCUUCACGAAGAUGAAAAGCAAUUCGCUACAGUGCACGUCACAAGAAUAGGCGACGGGAUCGAAGUUGAAGGUGUGGUGGGACCACACCACAGGAUCGAACCAAUGCUCACAAUGGAGAGAUCAGAAGAGGGCCUCAUUCCGCACAUGAUACACGAAAUUGAGAAGAAGGAAAUGGUAGACAUUGAGAAAGCAAUACCUGAAAAAGAUGCUUGGACCACGAAUGAGAGGAGCUCAGGCACUGAAAACGUCCCCGUAGAAGUUAUAAUAGAAAUUUUUGUGGUCAGCGAUGUAUUGCAUUUCGGCCACUUCAGUACUACGGUUCAACUAAUAUAUUACCUCUGCGUACAGAUCAACUCGGUUAACCUAAGGUACUCAGACACAAGCGGGCCAAGGGUGAAAUUUCGUCUAACCGGAGUCGAGAGAGACCACCAUAGCCCUUAUAAGAAUGGCACCGGCAAACUGUUGGAAAGCUCAUCUUCACUCGAGAACUUUCGGCUGUACGCCGAUAGCAAAAGCUACGAAUACGGUAAACCAGAUAUGGUGUACCUGAUGACUGGGUUGAACGUGUACUCCAAAGCAGCCGACGGCACGCAGGACCUGAAUGUGUUAGGAAUCGGCUUCGUAGCUGGCUUGUGCACCAAGUUCUUCGUAGCCCUUGGUGAAGACAUCGCUGGUACCUACAGCGGAAUGCAUACGCUCACCCACGAGGCGGGCCACGU
Messenger RNA from Rhipicephalus sanguineus (brown dog tick), 965 nucleotides. Its product is annotated as venom metalloproteinase antarease TserMP_A-like. The record is from RefSeq and is a predicted model, not a curated record. Gene Ontology annotation, molecular function: metalloendopeptidase activity. Lineage: Eukaryota; Metazoa; Arthropoda; Arachnida; Ixodida; Ixodidae. Gene Ontology annotation, biological process: proteolysis.